This is a messenger RNA of Octopus sinensis (East Asian common octopus), 3470 nucleotides long. RefSeq names its product deubiquitinating protein VCIP135. NCBI's taxonomy places the organism in Eukaryota, Metazoa, Mollusca, Cephalopoda, Octopoda, Octopodidae. The record is from RefSeq and is a predicted model, not a curated record. Bases 183 to 3068 code for a protein of 961 amino acids. Gene Ontology annotation, biological process: Golgi reassembly; protein K11-linked deubiquitination; endoplasmic reticulum membrane fusion. Gene Ontology annotation, molecular function: cysteine-type deubiquitinase activity. The transcript is spliced from 14 exons.
AUUUUUUUUUUUAAUGAAGAGACGAAGCGUCGAGGUGACAACAUUUUCUUCUCCUUAAUUCCUCGCAUUUGGCUCUCUCUUUCUCUCUCUCUCUCCGAAUAAUAAUAAUAAUAACAAUACAUAGACAUAUACAGCUAAAUAUUGUAUUUUGUACCUCAGUUUUCAUUUCACCAGAACUCAAGAUGGGGACAUGGACGGAAGAUCAAGAGAAAGUGCUCACUGCAUUUUGUCCUGAUGAUCAGUGUAGAGCCAGCCUGUUCUUUGAUGAGUCCAGCGAGACAGUUGAAUGCCUGUUAUGUGGUCAGUUUCACGAAAAGCACACAUUAAAAGAUGUCAGGAAGGUUUCCGAUUUAAGUGAAGUUUUGAAAUUCCUUCGACCAAUGCUUCAGGAGAAACGCACGGAGGAGACGAAAGUCAUGGGUAUUUCCAAUUACGUAUGUAAGCUACUGUCUCCCCUUUUCACACAAUAUGGAUUGGACCGGAAUACACAGAAGGCAAAACUGUUAAGUGAAAUGGGUCAUGGAAACACGUUCAAUUGCAGCCGUCUCAGCUCCCAUGCAUUUCACAUUGACCCCGCCCAUUUAAACAUACCAUAUUAUGGUACUGACUGCUCCGGAAGUCUCACUUACCUCAGUGAAACACUGAGUAUUAUCAAAGCUGCGAAUGACAACGAAGAAAGACUAGUCCCCAUUCACACUGACGGAGACGGCCACUGCCUGGUCUAUGCUAUCUCUCGGGCCCUGAUUGGCAGAGAACUGUUUUGGCAUGCCCUCCGAGAAAACCUUCGCUGUCACUUUCUAGAAAAGCUGGAAGUUUAUAAAAUGCAUUUUGAAGACUUCAUUCAUCCCCUUGAGUGGCAGGAAAUCAUUGCUGAGUGUGAACCAAACUUUGUUCCCCUUGAUGGUGAACCCCUCGGAUUGAGGAAUAUUCAUAUUUUUGGACUUGCGAAUGUUUUGAAAAGACCAAUUAUUCUUUUAGAUUCCAUCAUUGGAAUCAGAAGCUCAGGUGACUACUCAGGGGUUUUUCUUCCAGCUUUCUGUGAUCCCAGUGAAUGCCGGGGCAAAGACAGUAAGCUGAACAAACCUUUAUGUAUAGCCUGGAACAGCCAAGGACGAAACCAUUACAUUCCUCUUGUGGGGAUUCAAGGAAAAUCUCUUGCCCGCCUACCAAAGACUCUUUUGCAGAAGGCAUGGGGCAUGCCCAAUCAUCUGAUCUCUGAUUACAUAGAGUUUGAUGAAAAUGCCUGUUGUAUUGUCGGGGGUGAUAAACCUCUUUCGGAAAAAUAUAUUCAACAAUUAGUGACGGCAAUGAAGAAAGUGUAUCAGGAGGUCCAUAGUAUUAACCCAUGUUUGGUGGCAGAUGUAUUCCGGUUCAUAUUUAAAAAAUCUGGUGUUGUGGGUGUCAAGCCAGAUACGGUUAUCCAGACAGCUAAAAUACUAAUCCAAGAUCGUCAUCUCUAUCGGUGUAUCAACUGUGAAGCUUUGUGUGAAUUCCAUACAGUGAAAAAGCCAUUAGGUGAUUUGAGCCAUUCCUCUGAAUCAGCUAGAAGCAACCAGCAAUUCCCGUUCCAUGAUGAAAGAAAAGAUGUCCAACCUACAAUAAUUUGUUCAUGUCAACAUAAUGUUCUUCCACGCUACAGCAUAAAAGAUACCGUUUUCCCCAGACAGCCGUUUUGUUCUCAUUGUAAAUCACGACAUGUCCGCUUGGUGGACAGUGAUGGUACCAUCCAUUUUCUGAAUGCUGACCGUACAAUGUCAAAGUCCAGUCGGAGUAAAUGUGGCUACAGACACUACUGGAAUGGCAGAGAAUAUGACCACCUCCCUGAGAUAUUCACAAUCCCUUUGAAGUGCAAACAAAGAACGGUAAAUGCCACAGUGGAAUGGUUUCAACAAGAAUCAGACAGCUCUUACAACAGUAACGCUUUCCAAGUUGCCGAAGAAAUCUUACAGAAACAUUUCCCCGGUGAGUUCCUAAGUAAGCUCCUGAUUCAAUACGUUGCCGACCAGCUUCUACAGAUCACUGCUGACAUCAAUAACCGGAAGUCACUGAAUGACGGCAGUGGUUCCCCAAAGAGGAAGUCUACAGCCACUUGCGGUAGCGGUACAUUCAAUGGUUCUAAUCCUACAACAGCCAGCAGCUGCAGUAGUAGUAGUGGUGGUAGUGGUAGUGGUGUUGGAAGUACUGGUUCACCAAAACGGAGAUCUGCAACCACUGGCGAAGGCGGUGUUGGCACAGGGGACGGUACAAGUCAGAGCAGUUCUGUACAUAAUCAACAAAAAUUCCAAAGUGGUUCUGUUCAGCAAAAGAAUAAAGAAAAACAACGGAGUACGGAAGUGGUGCUACCCAGCCAAGAUAUGACUGCAGACCCGAUGGAUGUAUCAAAGGACCUUUGGAAAUUUUCCCAAGAAAACCCACAACACUUUAGCAAUGGUGGGCUGUUUUAUUGUCAACUGAAGCAAGAGAAAGACUUUGUAAACGGCUCACAUUUCAGUAUUCCUGCUUUACCUGGCAAGGUAUUCGUUUAUAAUUCUGCUGAUGACAGACUGGAUAUAUGCCUGAGACCGUACGGGCAUUUUUCUGUUGAGCCAGGUGUAGAAGAGAAAGCCAGGAGCACAAAACCGCACCUAUACUUCAACUGUGAAUAUCCAAAACCUGCUCUCUCCAGCACAAACUUUCGACGUAGCAAGAAAUCGGCCCCGUCGUCUGAAGCAGACCACUCUUCGAAGUUGUUCCACUGCAAGGACUCCAUGACUUCAGAUAAGAAAGGGGACUUAACUGAGGGGAAAGAGAGCAAUAAGAAGCCAGCAGCGCUGCCCAAGACCAGCUACAGCAAGAGCGAACACCCAACGUAUCAGAGACUAGGGCCAGGUUUCAGUGUAUUGGGUGCCGAACAUUCAAAUGUGACCAAUCAUAGUUUAGAAUUGCUCCACACACUUGCAAAGAACAUUGACCCGGCUAUCUUUGACCAACUGAAGGAUUCUGAGGUUGAAAAGAAUCAGGUGGAUGAUGAUGAUGAUGACAAUGAUGACCUAUCCUCAUGUGGCAACAGCGAAGAUAUGGACAUAUAAAUAGACAACAAAGCCAAUCUGAUAAACACCAUGUCCUCUUCUAUCCCCGACCUUGCAACCAUUCCACCUCUAUCAACCCCCCCUUCCCCAACCCCCACCAUCCCGCACGUUAUAUAUAUUUUCAUCUCAGUAGACUUUAAAUAUCGCCAAUGGUAAAAUCGUUAAUUAUUUUGCUCUUCGAAAACCUAAUUAAGCCUCUAAUUAUUAUUAUUAUUAUUACACUUCUACUUUUGUACCCAGCUUCAGAAAUGAGUUGGGUGUGGGAUUUUCUUUUCUCUCUUUCUUUCUUUCUUUUUUUUUCUUCCUAAAAUGGCUGUGAUUUUGUUUAAGACAAUAACAACAACAACAAACAAUUUGCAAUGUUCUUUGCAAAACUUGACAGAGAUUCUAUUUUUCUAUUUA